AUGCUUGUAAGGCUACGGACGGAAUCAGUGUCGCGGUCGCUUUCCUCUGAAGGCAUCCCAGUCCCCGACAAUGACAGGAGUCUCUCGCAACAUACCAAAUAUCCUACAGAUGAUCUUUGGGAACGAACUUGCUUCAAACUGAUUAUGGAGGACUAUAUAGACCACUUGUACCCCCUGCUUCCCAUCGUACACCGACCGUCCUUUCGUCGGGCUCUCCAGGAAGACCGAGAUUGUGAAGACUCUGGCUUCCUCGGCCUGGUUCUCGCCAUCGCGGCAGUGGUUGUGGCUACCUUACCCAGCCGAUUUCAACAUUAUCGUUCGCUGAGCCCUCCCCUGCAGUUUCAGUCACGACGGGAGAUGGUUAGUUACUGCGCCGACCGCAUCACAAGGUUGCGGACUGCCACCUAUUUCGAUGAAAUCAACUUUCAGAAAUAUGCUAUCUCAUAUCUGCUCUAUGCAGCAUUCUUGCAGCUGGGGGAUCAUAAUCAAUCACGGAUGCUGGAUGUAGAAGCAAUGCAGAUUGCCCGCCUCUUAAACCUUCACUGCAUCUCUCAAUAUAAUGGCCUUAAUUGCAUCGAGACUCAAUUGAGAAAGAAGGGGUUUUGGCUGAUAUUUUAUAGUUUGGUUCAUGCUCGACUUCAAAACAUGCUCGGAGAACGACUAUCAUACCUGGACCCUGCAUUGUUACAGACCAUCAAUCCAGAGGACAUGAUGCCGUUGGAAGUGGAUGACGAAUAUAUUCUGGAGAAUGAGGUUCUGGUCUCAAGGACUCAAACCCCAUGCCUGGUAACUGGCUUCAUUAUUCAUUCACGGGUGUUCUGGGCUGCCGUAAGAGACCCGUUGCCUGGACACUCAGCAGAGGAACCGUGUCCGUGCAUUCGCGCUCGGGACCCUCAAAUUCAAAUCUCCUAUUUACACAAUCGCCUACAAAGUUUGAAGUACCUCCUUCAUGAUAUCCCUGCCAUCCUCCGGCCAUGGGGCCCACCAAAUGAGGAGCAUCUGAACGAUGGUAGUACGGAUGCGAUCUUGCGAUCGAACUUUGCAACCAUGCGGGCUAAUAUCCAUGUCACCCAUCUAUGGCUCCAAAGCCUCCUUAUUGACCAACUGGAGGCGGCACAGACUGGUCAAAGGGGAUCACUGCCGGCAUCCUGCCCUGGAUAUUCACCAUACAAGACGGACCCGAAAGCCCUGUGGUUAGAGAGAGAGGAACUGUGCCGACAACUCUUCUUUGUUCUCCACACACUUCCACAGGCUAGCUUGGAAGCCAAUGGUCUUCAUCUCGCAUACAAAGUGCGGGAUAUAGCAGCGAGCAUCAUGGCAUGCCCAUUCCACCCACAGGAACCGGAAUCAAAACGAGCGGCCGAGUAUGUUCAAGACGCCACUAGCUGGCUCUCUCGCCUAGACCGCAGUGAGAGUAUCAAUACGCUGCAUCUACAAUCCUGGGUGGACACAGACCGCGUCCGAAGCGAAGCUACCAUCCCAUGA
Aspergillus bombycis is the source of this 1485-nucleotide messenger RNA. RefSeq names its product fungal specific transcription factor domain-containing protein. NCBI's taxonomy places the organism in Eukaryota, Fungi, Ascomycota, Eurotiomycetes, Eurotiales, Aspergillaceae. The record is from RefSeq and is a predicted model, not a curated record. The transcript is spliced from 2 exons. Bases 1 to 1485 code for a protein of 494 amino acids. Gene Ontology annotation, biological process: DNA-templated transcription. Gene Ontology annotation, molecular function: DNA binding; zinc ion binding.